AUGGCGGUUGUUUCGGGCGCAGGCGACUUUCUCGCCCAGUAUUGGCCUGGCAUACUACUACUCCUGGCUGUUGCUCAUUUCACACGCAAUUAUCUCACCGCAGGAGCUUCUUCUAUCCCUGGUCCGUUUUGGGCAAAGUUUUCGAAUCUCUGGAGGUUUAUCGACGUAGCUCAUGGACAUGCGGAAGAGACAUUAUGCAAACUGCAUGUAGAACAUGGUGACUAUGUACGCGUGGGGCCGAACGCAGUGAGUGUUCGGAACCUCGAUGCGUUGAAAACGAUAUACGGUAUCAAUCAAGGCUAUCAGAAGGCAAGUCACCUCGAACCUCAAGUGGAACUCAGUGCGAGACCGGAUUCUACGGAGUGCAGCAACAGAUGGCAAACGGGAAACCAACCCCCCACGUUAUUUACCACUACGGACGAGAAUUUCCAUGCUGCUAUCAAGCGCCCCGUCACGUCGGCCUACUCCAUGAGCACGUUGACCGAGUUUGAGCCCUUUGUUGACAGUACAAUCCAUACGUUCUUCCGGAGGUUGGAUGAGUUUGUCACUCAGAAUAAAGUUUGUGACAUUGCCAAAGGAUGCGACGUCGAAGGCAUCAUGGGUGCCAUUGAAAAGAUGCUAGAUUAUGCUGGCAAGGUUGGCCAAAUGCCGUGGCUGGAUUAUGUGCUUAUCAAGAAUCCACUACGACAGUAUAUCAAAGGCGGGUCAACGAGUGCAGUCGCCCGCUUCGCCCGCGCUCGAAUAGAUGAGAGGUUCCGAGAACUGAGCGAGGCCGGGCAGGCAGCUUCUCCUCCUCGCACCCACAGAGACUUCCUUGCCCGUUUCCUAGAGGCCCAGAAAGCCCACCCGAAUGUGGUCACGGACAACCAAGUGUUCUCGUAUACUGUCAGCAAUGUCAAUGCCGGCUCAGAUACCACUGCGAUUUCGUUGCGCGCAAUCCUCUACUACACUUUGAAAACCCCCAGAGUCUCAGAAAAGCUCGAUAAAGAGCUCCGCUUAGCGUUAGACGAAGGUCGCAUUUCCUUCCCCGUCUCUUGGAAACAAAGCCAGGAGCAACUGCCCUAUCUCGAUGCAGUAAUCAAAGAAGCUCUACGCCUGCACCCUGCGGUCGGGCUCCUGCUAGAAAGAAUAGUCCCGGAAGGAGGCCUUCAACUCCCCGGCGGCCCAUAUCUCCCCGGGAGGACGAUUGUAGGAGCCAACCCCUGGACCAUCCACCGGCAUUCCUGCUUUGGCAAGGAAGUCAACUCAUUUAUUCCAGAGAGAUGGCUGCGAGCCGAAGGCGAAUCGGAGUCUGCGUAUCAAAGCCGUAAGCAACAGAUGCUGCGCGCAACGUUUACCUUUGGCGCAGGCCCGAGAACUUGCAUCGGGAAGAAUAUUAGUCUGCUCGAGAUCUAUAAAUUGAUCCCGUCCCUUUUGUUGCGGUAUAAGAUCUCUUUGGACAAGCCGGACAGCAAUUGGACGACUGUGAACGCGUGGUUCGUGCGACAGAAGAAUAUGGAUGUUCGGUUGACGUAUCACAACUGA
This is a messenger RNA of Penicillium chermesinum, 1524 nucleotides long. Its product is annotated as cytochrome P450. The transcript is spliced from 5 exons. NCBI's taxonomy places the organism in Eukaryota, Fungi, Ascomycota, Eurotiomycetes, Eurotiales, Aspergillaceae. The record is from RefSeq and is a predicted model, not a curated record. Bases 1 to 1524 code for a protein of 507 amino acids. Gene Ontology annotation, molecular function: heme binding; monooxygenase activity; oxidoreductase activity, acting on paired donors, with incorporation or reduction of molecular oxygen.